Oryza sativa Japonica Group (Japanese rice) is the source of this 677-nucleotide messenger RNA. The record is from RefSeq and is a predicted model, not a curated record. NCBI's taxonomy places the organism in Eukaryota, Viridiplantae, Streptophyta, Magnoliopsida, Poales, Poaceae.
AGUCAUCAAUAAUUCAAUAUCAUAUCGUCACCGGCCGGUCAGCUAUGAAGCCUCAGCCUCCUCCCAUCCAAGGAGAUGGCGUCGCCAAGAAAUCGAGGGCGGCGAAGGCAUCCAGGCGUGAGAUGCUCAAGGUCUUGUACGUCCUGCUCGCUCUGGCCUCGACACCGUUUUUGUACUACAUCUUCUUCGACCUCCCUCCCAAGUUCUCCCUCCAGAUCAACAGCGCCGAGGGCCUCGACGCGGUGGCGGCGGCAGCGGCGGCGCAGCCCCUCUCCACCAUCGUCAACAUGACCCUGCACGCCAGCAACCGGCGCGCGCCGGGCCGAUGCUACCGCCACGGCGAGGCGGUGGUGCGUUACGCCGGCUUCACCGUCGCGGCGGGCCGGACGCGCGUCUUCUGCGUCGGCGCCAGGGACGCGCUCGACGUGCCGGUCGUGGCGUGGGCGGACGGCGUGACGCUGCCCAAUGAGGUACACGAUCGCAUGGCGGCGGAGCAGCGCGCCUGCUCCGUGGAGCUCGAGGUCGACGUGAAGUUGUUCGACCGCGAGAGCGAGAUGCCGACGUGGAUGUGGUGCAAGGUGACGACGCAGGAAGCGGAGCCGUCAGACGUGACACCGUGCAGAGUGUUCGCUACCCAGAAUUGGGCAUCAGACAUUGCACCUCGUUGGAUGCAGUAA